AUGUACACCAAUUUUAUUGCUAAUAUUCAAAUCACCAGGGAAGAGAUGAGAAAUCGCUUCAGAAUUUAUUGCAUAUUCGCAGAUAGCAGUCUAAAAAUGCGGUUUUCGAACUGCAGUAAUGAAACUAACACAUCCAACAGCAGUGCAAAACACGAGGGUCGAUUUUCGCAGUUUCGAGAUGGCCAAUUCAAAGAAGUACUACCAAAGCAAAUUGCAAAUUGCAGAGCAAAUGGAAUGGAAUCCUCCUUAACGGCAUAUCACAAAAAAAAAAAAAAAAAAGAAAACAACGAAAGAAUAAGUUAUGAUUUCAUGAAAGGAUUAACACGCAAUAUGAUUUUUAAACGCACUCAGAAUAAUGUAACAACAGUAUUUGGUGGAAUGGAACUAUCUGAUAUCACUUGGCAAGGUGAUAUCAGUAAAAACAAUUAUACGAUUUCCUGCUGGCACUCAGAAAGUUCUGGAUGUGAACUAACUGUAAAAAACGAUUGGGCAAUAUAUCGUUUCUGUGGGCGCCGAGUCAAAGUUUUAGCCGUAGGCUGUGAAAUAGCAGUGAGAUUGGUGCCGCAUGAAUUAGAAUUCAGUUCAAACCAAAAGAUGCGCAUGGAUGCACUUAAUAUUCUAAACUUCCGAACACAUUGCAGUAUGGCACAAGGCGCUAGUUAA
Messenger RNA from Loa loa (African eye worm), 663 nucleotides. RefSeq lists its product as hypothetical. The transcript is spliced from 5 exons. NCBI's taxonomy places the organism in Eukaryota, Metazoa, Nematoda, Chromadorea, Rhabditida, Onchocercidae. The record is from RefSeq and is a predicted model, not a curated record. The coding region runs from base 1 to 663 and encodes 220 amino acids.